Messenger RNA from Diorhabda carinulata, 5149 nucleotides. RefSeq names its product maestro heat-like repeat-containing protein family member 1. The record is from RefSeq and is a predicted model, not a curated record. Gene Ontology annotation, cellular component: cytoplasm. The coding region runs from base 102 to 5051 and encodes 1649 amino acids. The transcript has 14 exons. Lineage: Eukaryota; Metazoa; Arthropoda; Insecta; Coleoptera; Chrysomelidae.
GUCAAAUGUGACAGUUAUAUUUCAAAAUAAAAAUCAGCUGAAAGAUGAAAAUGAUAACUAAGAACUUUAAAUAUUAAAAAACAUAUAAGUGUAGUGGAAUAAUGGCUGUCAACGUAAAAAUUAACGCCGAAACACAAUUGCAAGUCACUAUCGGUAGAUUAUUACAAUCUGUAACCGAUAAAAGCUAUUUGGUGUCAGAAUCUGUAAAAUGUUCUUUAAAAAAGCUAUCGGAUAAACAUCCAAAUCAAGUUUUAAAUUCGUGUUGUCAGUUUAUUAAUAAAAAUCCCAAAACACUACCCGAACACAUCUCAUCUAUACUACACAUAAUGGAAAUAGUUUGUUCAGAUCAUUUAGUGAAAAUUAAUGGAGAUACAAUAAUUUUAACAGUAGAUGUAAGCUUAUCGGUUAUGACUGAAAAUAUUUCGUACGAGCCGAUUAUACAAACUCCCGCAUCUGGUGUACUCGUAGCUCUCGGACGAGAGCACUACGUCCAAAUAAUAGAUUCACUUCAAGCAAAAAUGCAACCUGGUGUAAUCCCCCAUCACAUGAUUCCGUACACCAUGGGAGCCCUGGCGAGUGUUAAUGCUUUAGCUAUUGUUCCCUAUUUAAAAGAUAUUUUUAAUAUAAUGCUACCCCUCCUUGGAGGCAUAAAAACUGAUAUUUUAAAACAAGCUUUUUCAUUUGCUUUGGGGAAUUUUUGUGAAGCCCUAACUGAAUAUAUAUCAAACUGUGAGAAAGUACCAGACACUACGAUCGAUAUAGAAAAUUUUGGUACUGAAAUAAGCACCGUUUACGAUGUUCUAUUUUCCACAUGGAUCUACUCUCGAGAUUCGAAAACAACUGAAAGUGUAUUGGAGGCGUUAACGUCCAUUUUUCCAAUAAUGUCGAUAGAACGAGUGACCCAACAAACUACGAAAACCAUACAAAUACUCAUUAAUCUCUAUAAAAAACACGUUAAUCCCUAUAACAUAACCAAAUGUUUAGGUUCUGUUAUACAAAAAGCGGUUAAAGUCAAUGGAAUGUUACUGGAACCUCUACUACCGAAUAUUUUAAGUAAUCUAUUCGAUUUGGUGUGCGUUUCGCCGGAUUACGCUCAACCUGGUUUUUUAAAAAGUCAUUCUGAAGUACUGAGAUGCUACGAAUCGUUCGCUUUGCAUUUCACUGAUAAUACAAUCGAUCAACUAUUAUCUCAACUGAAGAAUAAUAACGAUAAAGAGAAAGUAAAAUCUCUGAUUGUUAUAACGCAUUUGGUUUCGCAUUCCGGGGAUCAAUCCAUCAAAAGAAGAUAUAAGGAUAUAGUGAGAUACAUCAAUGAACUAUUAAAUGACAAUAACGUGAAAAUUAAAACGUCGCUUGUCAAACUAAUAGUAGCUCUGUCCUGCAAGAACGUUAUCGUAGAUAAAGAUAUAAAUCCAGACGGUCCAGGAAAGUACAUGGAAUUCAUACUGAAAUUGAGCUGCAAGCAAAUUUUACCAAAAAAUCACAACAUCGACACCAAAGAAUUGGAAAACAUACAAAAAUCUUCAGAUAACACGUUGUACAUGCUAACCACUUCGGUACCGGAUCUAGAAUCAUUCCUGUGGGAUUUAUUAUUGAAUAGUUUCCUGAAUCCAGCUUUCGACGAUGCCAUUAUAAUCAUUUUGAGAUGCCUCACUCAUCUGGCUUCGAAAAGGGACACGAUCCAAUGUUGCGAUACUGCUUUCGUAAGGUGCUUGUCUCUAUUGGCCAAUCCAGUUCCCGAUUUCAGGGGUUGUUUCAUUUUGAAUUUCCUUAAAAAUAUUAAACCGUGCAACGUCGAAACUUAUAAAAGUGUAUGGGAUACGAAGAUACCACAGUUGUUGAAAUACCUCGAACAAAAUUUUGAAAAUUUCCACGUUUCAGAAUGGCACGAUUUGGUGUUUGAUUUUUUGAAUAUCCUCUUCGAAACCACCGACAACACCCUGUUUACUGAAAUAGUUGUCACCAAUACGAAGAAGCAAUUAGAUGUUUAUAAUAAUACCAGAUAUAUCGCUAACCAAAAUGGUGUAUAUCAAAUGAAACAAUCGGAAAAACAUUUCUUAUUAAAAUGUCUCGCGAUAACUCUUUGUUAUAUAAAAGAUAAAGAAACCGUCACCCAAUCUCUAGACAACAUUCUCAACAACGUCAAAUUGACAGAUUACAUGGAAUGUCACACAUGCGCAGAAGCAGUCGGUAUCUGUUCCAGAUCUCAUUUGCAAUUAGUCCUCGACAAAUUGGCCGUGAUACGAAGAGACGUACUCACGAAAAAAUCCUCGAAAUUUAUGAUUUUCCUCAAAGAUCAAAAACACGAAGUGGCCCUCGACCGUUUAAGGUACGCGGUACUUUGCAGUUAUGCGCAGGUCUGCAACGAAGCCCCGGCCGAUAAACUUUUGAGAGUUGUCGAAAGUGAAAUUUUGGAUUACGCCGUUAACGAAUUGAACAACAGCAGGGAUUUUUUUUUGAAGAAAAUUUGCUUGAAGACGAUACACGCAGUCGCCGACGCCAUGCACCCCAACAGAAAUUCCUUGCAUAUUCGAAUGAACGAGAGGGAUAAUGUUAUAAGGUUAGUUUCGUCUCAAGUCCAACUACACAACGGUCCGGAAUACAUCGAACUCUUCCCUCUCAUAAUACCAACAGUAACGGCUCUAAUAAGAUUACCCCUUCCCAUCGAAUCCGCCGAAAGAAUCGAUUUGCUGAAAUUAUUUUUCGAUAAUGUUUACAACGCAGCCAUAAUUUAUUGCAAAAUCAAUCAAGAUAAUGUCGAUAAAUAUUACGGUGACUUGAAAUUGGCGCCGCACGUUACGAAAAGUUUUACGGAAUUGAAUCAGUUGGUGAAAGAUUUGCUUUUGCAAAAUUUGUCGCCCGCUGCUUUGGACGAAAUCGUGACUCUACUAGAGCCAUGGCUUGGCAAAAAACGACCGGAACAGAGGUUACCCGCCGCGGAAACGCUCAGAUUAGUCCUCCAAUCGUACUUAGACAACAUGAAAUUCGCCUACGAAUGCCCGACCACCUUCGGCCAAACCGGUUUCCUCUUGGCCAAAGUCGUACCGAGAUGCGCGGACCCGAAUAAAAAUAUACGAAAAGUCGCCGUCGAUUGUUUAUGUCUCAUACUGUGUAUAGCGGCUCGAUACGAGGGUCACAUGAGAGAUCACGACAAAGUUUUGAGUAAUUCGCUGCAACACAUCCAACAGAAAAUCGAUUCCGACGAACCCAAGCAGUUAUAUAACCUCACUUGCGAUUUGGCUCACGUAAUAUGCGCGAAUCUCCCCGCGUUUCAACUAAUACAUUGCGUCGAUGGAUUAUCCGACGCCCUUUUGGAUUGCGAGGCGUCAAGCUCCAACGGGAGCGGCAUAGUACUCAAUUUGAUAUUGAAAACUAAAGGCGGGGAGCUGUUGAGUAACGUCGUACCAGUACUGGAAAAGCUGUUGAGGCAGUUGUACGAGAUCCGGUGCCCUCGGACCAAAUCCUCGACGUAUAGGGCAGUUUUUAACCUGGCGAUGCACCAUUCGAAGACCGUUUGCGGGGUUCUACUGAACCAACCCCUACCUUACGAUAGCUCUAUAUGUGAAUGUUGGUCGAUUAUAUCCACCGAUCCAACUUUGGCGGCCGAUUUGAUGGACCAAUUGAAAAAAUCCAUCAAAUCUACUCCCCUGUACGAAGAUCAGGGCGGCGGAGAUAUGAAAGUGGCAAAUUUGCAACCGUUGCAAGCCGUUUGCGCUUUCCACGAAAUUUUGAAAAACCCGCAACUCAAAGAAAUUUGUCUGCAACAAUUUCCCGAUUUGUUUACGUUGUUUUUGAUUUGCGUUUCGUCUUAUAUGAAUACCGUGGCGCCGUUUUGUAAGAAAAACGACGUGUCCAAUGAAAAAUUCACGUUUACGUUCAACAAACAGGCCUAUAAGUUGGUGCCGAGCAAAGUUGCCGUCGAAACUUUUAGGUCGUUUCUGUUGUGUUGCGAAUUCGAGAAAAUGGCGUCGGGAUUAUUGAUCAUGAAUAAUUCCGAGGCGUUAGAGAACGUCGAGGUGUUUCUACAGGUAAUUCAAUUGUUAGUCGAAAACGUGUGUCUGGAAACUUCUCAAUCGCUCUCGUGGUUAGUGGCUAGUUUAGGCCCGUACAUUAGAGCCGAUUUGGAUCCGCAACGGAUAGCUACAGUUGCGUUCUUUUCGCAUCUGUUACAACAAAGUUACACCGAACAAAACGUCCUCACCGAAAAUCUCCUCGAGAUGAUUUUGGACGUGCAAGGAGACACUAAUUGUUUAGUGAGGAAAUUGGGGUUGCGAGGUCUCGGUUACGCCGCCGAACAUCUCAGCUACGAAUUAGUUUCGAGACACUGCAAUCCCAUCCUCGGCGUUUUGAUGAACAGUUUGGAUUAUAACAAUAUUGGAGUCGAAAGUGCCGUAAUUUUGGAAGGCAUGUUGAGUUUCUCUAAAUUACUGACGACAAUGGAGGGUUGUAAAUUCAGUUCUUUCCAAGUGACCGCCGCUGUUAGGAUAAAACCGUUAUUGGAUCAAGAAGACGUGAAUCUCCGUCGAGCGGCUUUCAGGUUACUCGGCGAUUUAACGCAAUCGAUCAACUCGGAGGGAAAUUUGGAAGCGUUCAGAGAACAAAUUCACGGAAACGUAGUUACUUUGCUUCUACAUUUGAGUGAUCCCGAUAUUUACGUUGUAAAAGCUUGUAAAUAUACUUUAAGGAAAAUCGGACCGUAUUUGGAGGGUUCGAAAGUUAAUUCGAUGAUUCAAGAGCAUUUGAUCGACGAGGCUAAUUUGCACUUCAAUGAUUUCGUCAGGGAUUUCAUCAAACUCAUGGCAGCGGAUAUGCAAGAUCUGUUUCCGUUAUUAAUAAUGACGUGCCUUUCUUAUUUCAAAAGUCAAUGGGUGGAGAUAAAAGGUAACGCCGCUUUAAUAACUGGUGUGUUGUAUUCCCAGAUGAUUCCCGAAAAUAGAUCUAGAGUGUCUUUGGAUACGGUCUGUGAUAGAUUAUUGAGACUUAUCAACGAUGAAAAUGAAGAUGUUAGGAUUAAAGCGGUUGAGGCAGUUUCCUACUUAUUUAUCGAUUGAAAUUCCUUUAAAGUUGUUGUAAUACAAAAUUAUUUUUUUAUAUUUUAAAUAUAUUUAAGAUAAAAUGAAGGAAAAUAAAGAUGCACUUUAUAUAUAUA